Molecule: messenger RNA, 885 nt
Organism: Mya arenaria
Lineage: Eukaryota; Metazoa; Mollusca; Bivalvia; Myida; Myidae
Product: CD151 antigen-like
Exons: 7
Coding region: 51-812 (253 amino acids)
Cellular component (GO): membrane
Source: RefSeq, a predicted model, not a curated record
GGUAUUUUUUUUGGAAUAUUUGUUCAGAACAUGUCAUCGUCAUAGAAACAAUGGCAGAAACUUUCGAUAGAAAAAGAAAGACCAGUCGACCGAUUCUUCGGAUAUCUUUGAUUAUUUUCAACGUUGUGUUUUGGUUCUCUGGUCUGGGUAUUCUGGGGUUAGGUAUCUGGCUGAUGUUGACGGGCGAGGGACUCCGAGCGGCCCUGGAGCCGGGCCAACUCACCAUCCCCACAUACCUGCUUUUGGUGCCCGGCGCAGCUUCCGUCGUCGUCGGCGUCAUUGGGUGUCUUGCCGUGUUUGGAGCUAGCAGGGGAUUGUUAGCUUUUUAUUCGGUAUGUGUGUUUUGUCUGUGUGCGGUCAGCACUGCAGCGGCGGUGAAAACUUUACUGCUGCACGAUAAUAUAUCUUCGUCUGUUUUAUACUGGCUUGAAACUUCCAUGAAGUACAAGUAUUGUUCAAACGAAGAUUCCAAAAUAGCACUCGAUAAAAUUCAAAAAGAGUUUGAGUGCUGUGGUGUACACGACCAUACCGAGUGGUACAGUGUUGAUCGUGAUAGACGGACGUGCCACACGACACAGUCAGACCGAUGGGCGCUGCCGGUCUCCUGCUGCAUCGAUCAAACAAAAUGUAAUAGGAACAACAGUAUACAGACACCGGACAAUAUAUACAUGAGGGGCUGCCUGGCUCCUGUGUCGGAUAGUCUUUCUCUCAUAUUAAAUGUGAUAGGCUGGACAAGCACAAUCUUUGCUGCUUUCCUGAUUCCUGGAGGCACCAUGGCCUGCUGUUUUCGCGUUUCGUUGAAGCGUUUAUGAUCCUGUGUACAAUAUGGACACUUUCGUUUUUCGUUGUAUAUAAAAUGCGUAUUAAAUUUCACAUGUCUUUCUG